UUGACUUGUGGAACCCUUGCAAGCCCAUGUGGACUACGGGUAGAAUGAGCAAUGCAAAGAGCCGGCUUGGACUUGGCACAUCCUUGUACUUCUGGGCACUGAUGGACCUUACAAACACCGUUCUCUCCAGUACUGCAAUGCCAGGAGUUGAACUAGAAACACCCUUCUCAGACAGGGCACAGUCACAUCAGCGAAGCAAGAGGAGCUGGGUUUGGAAUCAAUUUUUCGUGCUGGAAGAGUAUACUGGGACUGACCCUUUGUAUGUUGGCAAGCUUCACUCAGAUAUGGACAGGGGAGAUGGAUCCAUCAAAUACAUCCUUUCAGGAGAAGGAGCAGGCAUCGUGUUUACUAUUGACGACACUACUGGAGACAUCCAUGCCAUUCAGAGGCUGGACCGGGAGGAAAGAGCCCAAUAUACUUUAAGGGCUCAAGCCCUAGAUAGGCGGACAGGCCGGCCAAUGGAGCCAGAGUCAGAGUUCAUCAUCAAAAUCCAAGAUAUCAAUGACAAUGAGCCCAAGUUUCUGGAUGGACCUUACCUUGCCACUGUGCCAGAAAUGUCUCCAGUAGGUACCUCUGUUAUCCAAGUGACAGCCACAGAUGCUGAUGAUCCAACCUAUGGCAACAGUGCCCGAGUCGUGUACAGCAUUCUCCAGGGCCAGCCAUAUUUUUCUGUGGACUCCAAAACAGGUGUAAUCAGAACAGCACUCAUGAACAUGGACAGAGAAGCCAAAGAAUACUAUGAAGUAAUUAUCCAAGCCAAGGACAUGGGAGGACAGCUUGGAGGAUUAGCUGGGACCACAACAGUCAACGUCACCCUCUCAGAUGUCAAUGAUAACCCACCCCGCUUUCCCCAGAAACAUUAUCAGAUGAGUGUGCUGGAAUCAGCUCCAAUUAGCUCCACUGUGGGAAGAGUGUUUGCCAAGGACUUGGAUGAAGGGAUCAAUGCAGAGAUGAAAUAUACUAUUGUGGAUGGAGAUGGUGCAGACACUUUUGAUAUUAAUACAGAUCCAAAUUUCCAAGUUGGCAUCAUAACUGUGAAGAAGCCCCUGAGUUUUGAAAGCAAGAAAAGCUACACUCUGAAGGUGGAAGGAGCCAACCCUCACCUAGAGAUGCGUUUUCUGAACCUUGGUCCAUUUCAGGACACGACAACAGUGCACAUCAGUGUGGAGGAUGUGGAUGAGGCCCCUGUGUUUGAACCUGGCUUUUAUUUUGUGGAGGUGCCUGAGGAUGUGACGAUCGGAACAACCAUACAGAUCAUUUCCGCCAAGGACCCAGAUGUGACCAACAACUCAAUCAGAUACUCCAUAGACAGAAGCAGUGAUCCUGGGAGAUUUUUCUAUGUUGACAUUACAACAGGAGCUCUAAUGACAGCAAGACCACUAGACAGAGAAGAGUUUUCUUGGCAUAAUAUAACAGUCCUCGCUAUGGAAAUGAACAAUCCCUCCCAAGUGGGAAGUGUUGCUGUCACAAUCAAAGUCUUAGACGUGAAUGACAAUGCUCCAGAGUUCCCCAGAUUCUAUGAAGCAUUUAUCUGUGAGAAUGCCAAAGCCGGACAGCUCAUCCAGACAGUGAGUGCCGUGGAUCAAGACGACCCUCACAAUGGUCAGCAUUUCUACUACAGUUUGGCUCCCGAGGCUGCUAACAACCCCAACUUCACUGUCAGGGACAACCAAGAUAAUACCGCUCGAAUUCUAACCAGGAGAGCUGGCUUCCGGCAGCAGGAGCAGAGUGUCUUCUACCUGCCCAUCCUCAUAGCCGACAGCGGACAGCCAGUGCUCAGCAGUACGGGCACACUCACCAUCCAAGUGUGCAGCUGCAAUGAUGAUGGCCACGUCAUGUCCUGCAGCCCAGAGGCCUAUAUGCUCCCAGUCAGUUUGAGCCGGGGAGCUCUCAUCGCCAUCCUGGCCUGCAUUUUUGUCCUCUUGGUGCUGGUGCUGCUCAUCCUGUCCAUGAGACGGCACCGCAAGCAGCCCUACGUCGUGGACGACGACGAGCACAUCCACGAGAACAUCGUGCGCUACGACGACGAGGGCGGCGGCGAGGAGGACACGGAGGCCUUCGACAUCGCGGCCCUGUGGAACCCGCGCGAGGCGCAGGCGCAGGCGCAGGCGCAGGCGGGCGCCGCCCCGCGGACGCGCCAGGACAUGCUCCCCGAGAUCGAGAGCCUGUCCCGCCGCGUGCCGCAGGCGUGCGCGCUCAGCAGCACGGUGCACGGCUACGUGCUGGCCAAGCUCUACGAGGCCGACUCGGACCUGUGGGCGCCGCCCUUCGACUCCCUGCAGACCUACGUGUUCGAGGGCGACGGCUCGGUGGCCGGCUCGCUCAGCUCUCUGCACUCGGCCACCUCGGACUCGGAGCAGAGCUUCGACUUCCUCACGGACUGGGGGCCCCGCUUCCGGAAGCUCGCAGAACUCUACGGGGCGGCGGAGGGGCCUGCGCCCGUGUGGUGA
This is a messenger RNA of Phodopus roborovskii (desert hamster), 2450 nucleotides long. It is a transcript of the gene Cdh20, whose product is annotated as cadherin 20. The record is from RefSeq and is a predicted model, not a curated record. The transcript is spliced from 11 exons. Gene Ontology annotation, biological process: calcium-dependent cell-cell adhesion; multicellular organism development; cell morphogenesis. The coding region runs from base 27 to 2450 and encodes 807 amino acids. Lineage: Eukaryota; Metazoa; Chordata; Mammalia; Rodentia; Cricetidae. Gene Ontology annotation, molecular function: calcium ion binding; cadherin binding. Gene Ontology annotation, cellular component: plasma membrane; adherens junction; catenin complex.